Messenger RNA from Monoraphidium neglectum, 693 nucleotides. Its product is annotated as putative Growth arrest-specific protein 8. Gene Ontology annotation, biological process: cell motility. The transcript is spliced from 6 exons. The coding region runs from base 1 to 693 and encodes 230 amino acids. Gene Ontology annotation, cellular component: Golgi apparatus; microtubule; motile cilium. The record is from RefSeq and is a predicted model, not a curated record. Gene Ontology annotation, molecular function: microtubule binding; small GTPase binding. NCBI's taxonomy places the organism in Eukaryota, Viridiplantae, Chlorophyta, Chlorophyceae, Sphaeropleales, Selenastraceae.
AUGAAGAAGCGGGAGGCGCAGAAUGAGAAGCUGAUGUAUGAGAUAGCCCAGGAGAACAAGCGGCUGAGCGAGCCCCUGGCCCGGAGCCUCAAAGAGGUCGAGACACUGAGGGGGGCCCUGGCAGCAUAUGACAAGGACAAGGCGUCGCUGGCGGCGGCAAAGGCGCGGCUCGCGGCUGCUGAGAAGCGGAUAAAGGCCCUGGAGUGGGAGGGCGAGGUGCUGACGCAGCGGCUAGCCGCGGCGUCGGACGAGCGGGACGCGCUGCGCGCGAAAUUUGAGUCUGGGGUCUACGACGUGGUGCAGCGGUCGGGGCUCAAGUCCAUGGUACUGGAGAAGCGAGUUGCCGCGCUCAGCGGGGCAUUGGAACUGAAGGAGGCCCAGCUGGGCGAGGUGCUGGCCGCGGCGCACCUGGACCCCGCGACCCUGCAGCAGGCGCGUGUGCGGGCGGCCGUGCGAGCGGGCGCGGGGCGGGCGCUCGUCAGUGGGCGGUUGGAGGAGGUGCUGUCUGUGAAGAACGCCACCAUACGCGCACUGCAGGCCGACGUGGCAAAGGUGUCCAAGGCCCACAACGAUCUCAUCCGCGUGUACGAGGCGAAGCUAGCUCAGUUUGGGGUGCCGCCAGAGGAGCUGGGCUUCAGGCCGCUGGUCACCACCACAGCCCUGGGGCCCGCGGGGCUGGUGUCCGGCCAGUGA